Molecule: messenger RNA, 2501 nt
Organism: Closterium sp. NIES-67
Lineage: Eukaryota; Viridiplantae; Streptophyta; Zygnematophyceae; Desmidiales; Closteriaceae
Source: the annotation of a GenBank genome assembly
AAUCACACUGCCGCUUGAGCCACCCAACAAAUCUAUGGCGGCUGCUCACUUCUGCUGGUUGUUCUAAGAGCGCAGCCAAUUGUCCUCAUCACGCAACGAAUGCAUGCACACUCACUCCCGACCGAGUGCUCACUCGAGUCGUCUAGUUAGCACCAUAGCUCCUCGCUGGAUGAGCGGCCAGCUGUACACGGUCCAGCUAACAGCGACAGCAGCAACAUCGGAGUUAGUUUCAGCGUCAACCUAGUGCAUCUCCCAUUUGAGUGACUUUACGGCGCUCGUAAAACCCGAGAGACUUCCCCCCUACCGUCACUUCUUGAGGCAUUCUUUACUCUCGCGAUUGUCCGGCCGUCAUGCUCUUGCGGGAGAUACUAGUUCUGGAUGUCUCUAAGAUCCAACUACAAGCCGCUAAGAUGCAGCAGCAGCUAAGUCCGAAGCGCGUUCCGAACCUCUUCGCCCUAGUGGCCGUCGUGUCGCUCAUAUUAAUCUCCGUUCUAUGUAGCUCAUUUUUGCAGCAGCGAUCGCAGGAUGAUCCUAACUGCUCCUGUCCGCACCUAGAGAAUCCCGACCUUCCCGCCGCCGCCGCCGCUUCCGCAGCUUCUCUAGCGGGAGACCUCGCUAGCACGAGGCGCGCUCUAGAAAACCAUGGAAUCUCCGCCACCGCCGCCACCGCCGCCGCCGUUCCCCCCGCUGCGGGAAUCCCGGAGGGUCCUCCCGCCGCGACGAUCGGAUCCGUCGCCGCGUUUUCCGGCGCAAGCGACGGCGGCGCGCCAAAUUCCGAGUCGGACAAAGCAGACGACACGCGGCCGUUUAUUUACGUGUACGACACGCAAUGGGCGUGGACGGAGAAUCUCAAGGGGCACUCGAAGGAGUGGUACUCGGACCAAUAUGACGUGGAAUCGGUCCUGACGGAGUUAAUUCUGCGGAGUAACGCGAUUCGGACGACGGAACCAGAAAAGGCGACGCUGUUUUACCUGCCGUACUAUUCGUCGAGCCACAUCGCGCACGUGAACAAGCUGCAGAAGAACAUGAUGCACAAGGCGGUCGGAGAGGUGUCUAAGGCGUGGUUCCAGAUACUAACUAUGAUUCGCCACGACUUCCCCUACUUCAACCGCACCAACGGCCGAGAUCACUUCAGCACGAUCACGUACGAUCACGGCCGUUGCCACGCGCUGCCGUGGGUGGAACCCGACCUGUACGGCGACAUGUUCUUUGUGAUGCUCAACGGCGACCGCCUCGCGCGCACCAUGCACUCGUCCGUUGAGCGAAACAUGCAGAUCAUAGGCUAUUCGUACAACAUGGAGGUUCAGACGCAGUUCCCAGACAUCCCCUGCUACAUGCCCGACCGAGACAUCGUUGUGCCCGCCUUCGUUGGCGACCAGGUGCCCUUUGCAUCUCCAUUCUCAGGUGAUCGCCGCAUGCGAGCCAUAUUCCGCUUUUCAGCGGAGCAAGGCCACAAGGCGCCCCUGGUGCACCACGGGCACAACCUCAGGAAAGAGCUUCUUGAUAUGUACAAGCCGCAGCGAGUCAGAGGGUGGAGCUUCGCAGCAAAGGGCGAGAAUGCAACCAACAAGGAGUGGCAGAAGGGCGUCUUCUGCAUCUGCCCGCCGGGGCACUCCCAGUGGACCAGCCGCCCAUUCAAGGCGCUGAUGUCAGGGUGCAUCCCAGUGACGUUCUUCAGAGAGCAUGACAACCCAUGGCAGGAUGAGCUGGACUACUCAUCCUUCUCCAUCAACAUUGAUCCCGACGACAUUGCUUCCAUGCGCUACCGCCUCGAGACCGCCCCUGUGGAGCAGCUGCAGAAGAACGUGGAGAAGGUCCAGUACAUGUUUAAAUGGUCACGAACGCACACAUGGGGAGCAGAGUAUAUGCUUCUAAAGAGACUACGGCAACGGGGAGCCCAGCUCUCCUCCACCUCGCUCUUCCUAAAAGACUAACUUGACGUCCCUUUAUAAGGCGCCUAAAAAUCGGCAAUGGGGAACACUACUCUCCUCCACCUCGCUCCUCCUAAAAAGCUUACUGGACGUCCUUUUUUAGGUGCUUAAAAAAAUGGUAACAGGGAGCCGAACUCUCCUGCACCUCGCUCAGCCGAACUUUCCUGCAGUGGACGUUUUUACAAGGGGGCUAGUAUCAAAGUUAACGAAUGACUAGAACCAUGGCAUACAAGGGAAUAUAACCUAGUGGGUUGUACUCUUUAAGGUACAUACAAGGAUAUGUUUGACAGACCCCCUAGAUUAGAUAGGGGCAGUGCUUGAUAAUAGUCAAGCAGCUCAGGGCAGGGUGGUACUAUUAGUCCAGCCUUUGAGGCACGGGUCUAGUGUCCAGUCAACUGAGUACAGACAAGGCAAGAGCAAAACCAGAAAGGCACAGCCAGUCCAGCCACUGGGAAGUGGCCACAAGGCCAGUCAGGGUAAUAUCUAUAAAGGUUUGUACACAACCAUGUUCCUAGCAAAUGAAAAGCUACAGGAACUAUCAACUUAUACGUAUUAGCAGGCCCCUAUAUA